UUGGACUAUCGUUCGUGCGAGUCGCCACAGUGUGUUUCUAUCUUUCAUUUUCUAGAGUAUUGUAUCUUACUUUCUUGUCUAUCUUAUUUUCACUAAUUUUCUGAGCAAAACUGACAUAUCAAUGCAUGUUUUUCAUAAUAAACAGAAUACGUUCGAAUGCAUACAAAGUUACUGAAGUGAUACAAUAGUUAUGCGUAACUGAAGGUAUAUUUCUAUUUCGUAAUUCCGUCGUAUAGAUACAUUCUUUUUCGCGGGAUAUUUAUUGACAGGAUUUCGACAUCGAUAAACAUUGUUACAAUCCUUGGUUGAAUAUUUUUUAUCAAGAAACAGAGAUGUUCAAAUAUUCGACCAUAUUCACUGCCAUAAUAUUCUUAUGUGCAUUUCUUGGAUGCACCAUUUCUGAAGAUAACUUGCCUAAUGCAGAAGAAGCAUUACAAAAAGUUUCUGAUAUUAUUGAUUUGAACAAUUUAAAUGUAUCUGGAAACCCUGCUUUGGAUAAUGUUAAUGCAUCUGUGAUAAAACAUGCUCUGGAAGAAAGUCAAAGUGUUUUCAAACAAAAAUGUGACAAAAAUGGUGGAGAGGGUACAUUUGAAAAUGCUAUAAAUGCAAUGAAUGACUUAGAACAGUGCCUUAAAUCAUUUGUUAAUUUCACAAAGUUGGAAAAAGAAAUGGAAAGACAUAAACCCACUGGAGAUUUGGAUACAGUGUUUAAAACUUACUGCCGUAAAACUCCCACUCUUAAGAAAUGUGUUAGCAAUUUUACUACAGCAAUAGAGCCAUGUUUGGAACCACAAGAACGAGAAAAUAAGAAAAUCAUUCAAAAUAUUACGGAUUCUCUCUUAACUUUUGUUUGUUAUAAAGAGGGAGACCGUAUUGCUCUUUUCAUUUCUGCUAAUGGACCAGAAUGUUUGCAAUCAAAACAACAGGAAAUUCAACAAUGUGUCAACAUUACUUUGGGAAGUUAUAUCCCUCAAACAGAUUUCAACAAUGGACCAGGAUUAAAUUCUCUUCCACUUCUUGUUUUUGGAACUAAAGAAUGCACAGAUAUUUCUAAAGUUCAGAGCUGUAUUGUAAGAGAAUUGGAAAAAUGUAAGGAUCCAGUACCAGCAAAUAUUGUGGAUUCUAUAUUCAAUUAUAUUAUAAAAGUGACACCAUGCCAAAAAGUAAUAAAUCUUCAAAAUACUGCUUCUAACUCAACAAUUAACUUAUUAUGCAUGAGUCUAAUAUUUUUAUUGUUAAUACUUACAUAAAAUUAAUUCUAAUAGAAAUUAUUUACAAAAAAAUUCAAAAUUAAAAGACAAAAAUUCUUGUUUACAAGUAUAAAUUUCAUUAUUAUAUAGAUUACU
Molecule: messenger RNA, 1346 nt
Organism: Apis laboriosa (Himalayan honeybee)
Lineage: Eukaryota; Metazoa; Arthropoda; Insecta; Hymenoptera; Apidae
Product: 27 kDa hemolymph protein-like
Exons: 4
Coding region: 333-1250 (305 amino acids)
Source: RefSeq, a predicted model, not a curated record